Venustampulla echinocandica is the source of this 771-nucleotide messenger RNA. RefSeq lists its product as uncharacterized. The coding region runs from base 1 to 771 and encodes 256 amino acids. NCBI's taxonomy places the organism in Eukaryota, Fungi, Ascomycota, Leotiomycetes, Helotiales, Pleuroascaceae. The record is from RefSeq and is a predicted model, not a curated record. The transcript has 2 exons.
AUGGCGGACCCGUCAACCACCCAUUCCAUCCCGUCAAGUCUGGCCAAUUAUGAACUUGACAAGAGCCAUCCGUUAACACCUACCCAUGCCCUGGUAGUCCACCUUCCCACUCCGCUCAAUACCCACAGCCCAUCCAAAAUCGAAGACCUCACACCUCGACUUCAUUCCCUCUUUUCUCCAACCUUAGGGAUAACAGAUGGUGCACUACUCUCUGCACACAAAGUCUCCAAUUUGUCGCCCCCUCCACCUGUGAAGUAUAAGAUUGCAAAGCGGAACCAUAUUGGUACCCACUUGGCUCUCUUGGAUGUACAGGGACAUGAAAUUGGAGAAUGGAAGCUUCCUAUUUUGAGGCACGAUGGUGGGAAGGGGCAAUUGUUAUUCCCUUCUGGAGUUCCAGGAGUGGAUGAAGGAGUCAAAGAAUCCUUGAAGCUAAAAUAUGUUGAGAGUACGGCAAAUAGCGGCGAAGUGACCAUGGGAAGCCAUCAUGGUCAAGGGAAAAGGAAGUUGGAGGCUUUUGUCAAGAAUGGCGUGGUGUAUUUAUGGGAGGUGGACGCGGACCGGCAUGGUGAAGGCCCUCAUAAAAGAUCAUUAUUCAAGGUCAUACAAGAUGAGGAGAAUGCCCGGUCAACAAAGAGAGAGGUUGCUUCCUAUGCGCAAAGGAGUACUCGUGAGCGAGAGGGCCUGUUAGUCCUGGAUGGGAAGGAAGUAGAUGAGAUAGUUGCAGUUUUUACUCUGGUUGCUAUGCUGGAGGCCAGCGAGCACUUUUUGUAA